GCGCCGCCGUCGCCGCCGGGCACCCGUGCCAGCGCCCAUGAGCCUCCUCCGCGCAGCCGCCGUCGCCGCCGGGCCCGCGCCGCACACUCCGAUCCGGCUGCUUGCGAGAAGCCUGGCCGCCAUGGCGGAGCCGCUCAAGUCUGUGGAUUACGAAGUGUUCGGGAGAGUGCAGGGUGUUUGCUUCAGAAUGUACACAGAAGGAGAAGCUAAGAAAAUAGGAGUGGUUGGCUGGGUGAAGAACACAAGCAAGGGCACCGUGACGGGUCAAGUGCAAGGUCCCGAAGAAAAGGUGAAUUCCAUGCGAGUCUCAGUUGGUAAAGUGCCUGCCUGCAGGCAUGAGGACUUGAGCUUCAUCCCAAGAGCCCACGUGAGGAAAAUGCUGAUCAUGGCAACCCCAGGGCUGCAGAGGCAGAGACUGGGCCCACUGGCCAGCAGAGCCUACCUGGAAGGCCUGGCUAAGCAAGGUUGGGAGCCCUAGUUCUCGCAUCGACCGGGCAGACUUUUCUAAUGAAAAAACCAUCUCUAAAUUAGACUACUCUAAUUUUAGUAUUCAUUAUUAAUGGAAGAAAAAUAACAAUUGUAAUGCCUACAUUGCAGAAGAUAAAACAUAUUCUUAAAAUUCAUAGUAGUAGAAUUAAAAAUGGGAACUUUCUGUUCUGGAGACCUCAGAAUUAUAUGUUACUAAAAUGUCUGAAACUGAAAAAAAAUGUUACCCACCUAUGUUUUUAGCAAGCAGAAGCCAAGUAUUAUAAAAUAAAAUGUUGCUGUUAAAUAUCUGCUGUGAUGAUUCAAGCAAAACCUUGUCUUAUGGAGGGAGUCACUAAUUUCAGAAAACAUUGUAAUGUAUACAUGUUAUUCAGCUAGACAUAAAAUGAGGUUAACUAUCUAAAAUUAUCUUUAGAUACUGUUGCCUAAUGUGAAUUUUAAUGUUAUGUGAAAAUAAUUUACUACUAAAGUUGAGUAAUUUGUACUGUUAUGGAAGUCUUAGAAUGGCUAAAUAAAUUUGUGUGGUGAUCACUGUAACCAGAAAGUAACAGCAAUAAAGAGUUAGUGUGUAAAAUUCUUGUGAAAUCCAGGCCUGGUUCGGGACUGAGCUGGAGCUAUUUGGCGUGUUCAACCUCGCUGUUCUGUGGAGUGGAGAGGCAGGCUGGGUGACAACAGCUAGAAGACCCUGCUUCGGUCUAGAAAGCUUCAAGAUUCAUAUCUGCUCCCUUCAGCUGCAAUCCUUUGACAAAAAACACUGAGAAUCUAAAUGAGUCACCUAAACUUGAACUAUCACUUGGGGUCUUCAAAUGAUAAUCAGCCAACAUAAUAUUUGAAGAAGGGGGUUAGUUUCUAUACCAUGGAAUUAUAAUAUUGAAUAGAAAAGACCUUUAAUAGAAAAUAGUAUUUCAAAUGUGCAUAUAAUACAUAUGUUCUUCAAUGAUUUCUUUAUUGGUUUUCGAGAUUGGGUUGCUCUGUGUUGUUCUAGUUGUCCUGGAACUUGCUCUGUAGACCAGGUUGGCCUCAAUCUCAGAGAGUCAGCUGCCUCUGCGUCUCAAGUGCUGGAAUUAAAGGUGUGUGCCACCACUGCAA
Arvicola amphibius (Eurasian water vole) is the source of this 1575-nucleotide messenger RNA. It is a transcript of the gene Acyp2, whose product is annotated as acylphosphatase 2. Gene Ontology annotation, molecular function: acylphosphatase activity. NCBI's taxonomy places the organism in Eukaryota, Metazoa, Chordata, Mammalia, Rodentia, Cricetidae. The record is from RefSeq and is a predicted model, not a curated record. The transcript has 5 exons. Bases 38 to 478 code for a protein of 146 amino acids.